AUGGAGGAUAAAAGGGGCGCCGAGACCGUGACGGCUCAAGCGACCCAAGCCGCUGGGACUAUUGGGGAAGUGCCAAAUCUAGGGGGCGCUAACAUAGAGGCACCUUGGGCGCCAUUCGUUGCUUGCCCAGGUGGCUUGAGAGAGGCGCAGGCGGGCGAAUCCACUAUUCGUGCAAGGGAACAGUGCACAAGAGAGGAGAGGGAGGUGUUGGGCGCCGAGAUUAAGAUGGCCUAG
Messenger RNA from Ilex paraguariensis (yerba mate), 234 nucleotides. NCBI's taxonomy places the organism in Eukaryota, Viridiplantae, Streptophyta, Magnoliopsida, Aquifoliales, Aquifoliaceae. The record is from the annotation of a GenBank genome assembly.